Linum tenue is the source of this 3854-nucleotide messenger RNA. NCBI's taxonomy places the organism in Eukaryota, Viridiplantae, Streptophyta, Magnoliopsida, Malpighiales, Linaceae. The record is from the annotation of a GenBank genome assembly.
CUCUCUCUCUCUCUUCUGGCAAAUUCGACGAACCCAGAAGAAAAACAAAAAUUGGAAAAAAGAAAGAAAAGCAAAGAUCCCUCAUUUUGCCAGGAGAAAUUACGCGCUCCCACCUCUCUCUCUCGUUGUCUCUCUAGCAGCCAGGUCGCGGCUCCUUCUUCCGCCUUUCCGCUGCGGAAAUCGAUCGUCGUCGUAGUCGUCGGCAACUCGUCGUGGUAAUCUCCUCCACCGUCCGUCAGAUCUCCGGCCUGAUUCCGAUUUCCACAAGCCGUUCAUUCCUUCUAUAACUUCCAAUUGAGCAUUGAUUGGAGGCUAUCAAUGAAGAAGGUCUUCGACCAGACUGUUAGAGACCUAAAGAGAGAGGUUAACAAGAAAGUGCUUAAAGUUCCUGGUAUAGAACAGAAGGUUCUUGAUGCUACCAGCAAUGAGCCCUGGGGUCCUCAUGGAUCACUACUUGCAGAUAUCGCACAAGCAAGCAGAAACUAUCAUGAGUACCAGAUGAUUAUGUCAGUGAUCUGGAAGCGAAUCAAUGACACAGGCAAGAACUGGCGACAUGUCUACAAGGGGUUGACUGUUUUGGAGUAUCUUGUGGCUCAUGGGUCAGAACGAGUCAUUGAUGACAUAAAGGAACAUGGUUAUCAAAUAUCGACAUUGUCCGACUUUCAGUAUAUUGACUCCAGUGGGAGGGAUCAGGGCAGCAAUGUCAGAAAGAAAUCUCAAAAUCUUGUGGUUCUCGUGAAUGAUAAAGAAAGGAUUGUUGAAGUCAGGGAGAAAGCUGCUGCGAACCGAGAAAGGUUCCGCAGCCCAUCGGCUGGUGGUAUGUACAGGCCUGGUUCUCAAUCCAGUGGAGGAUAUGCCGAACGGUACGAUGAUGAUCGCUACGAGGGACGCUAUGGAAGCAGGGAUGAAGAGCGGAAUGGAUAUGGUAGAGAAAACAAUAUAGGGAUGAUGACCGAUAUGGUAGAUAUGGCCGAGAUGGAAACAGAGAUGAAGAACGCUAUGGUCGCGAUGGAUACAGGGAUGACGAUUACAGAGGAAGAAGUCGUAGCAAUGACGGCUAUGGUUCGAGAGGCAGGAGUUCUGAUAGAGAUAGAAGUCAUGGUUAUGAUGACGAUGGCCAAUACUCAUCUCGUGGUGGUGCCAGAGGUGAUGAUCAAUCUCAGGACGGGAGGCCCCUCGAGAGAAAGUUUUCCGAGCAAAAUAUUGGUGCACCCCCUAGUUAUGAAGAAGCUGUGAAUGAUGCCCGUAGCCCUACACACAGUGAAAAGAAUGGAGAAACUUCACCACCAUCUGGCCCCGCAGCUUCCUCGCCUUCGGCCCCUCAAUCUUCUUCUCCACCUGCUCCUCAAGCUUCUCAAUCUGCAAGCAGUAGUGCCAUCCAAGAACCCACUGGUGUCAGCUCGUCUGUGUCUCCAGCCAAUCAGGAAGUGGUGGUAGACGAGUUUGAUCCACGUGGUUCUUUUGCAGCAUUUCCAACUGCUGGAGCAGCUCCAGCUGCCUCAACUGCUCCUACAACCGUAAAUAAUGCUGAAAUGGAUUUGCUUGGUUCUCUCUCAGAAUCAUUUGGUCCAUUAGCAAUUGUUCCAGCUUCUUCUCCUACUACUACUGCGUCUGAAGCUGAUAUUCAGCCAAGUUUCUCAGGACCCUCAUUUACUUCAGCACAGCCAACAGCUUCUUUUGCUAAUCAAGGGUUUGAAGAUCCAUUUGGGGAAACUCCCUUCAAGGCUGUUCCUUCUUCAGAACAACAAAAUCAACCUUCUGUUUCUGCUGCGCCAUUCCAGAAUUCUGUGAACCCAUAUGCUGAACUGCCACAUCCAUCUGUUUCCAACGCAGAAAUGGAGAAGAACUCGCCCUUUGGUGAUGCAGCCUCUAGCUUGACUUAUUCAGCACCUAAUUUUCAGCCUGCAUCAACUAACUCUCAGUUUUUACCUCAAGAACUGUCCUCCUCAAGUCUAGAAACCGAUAUACUGGCUGAUAUCCUCCCACCUUCUGGUCCAUCCAUAGCCCCACCACAGGCCGGAUUUCCAGCUCAAACCGCGCAAACCUCAUUCCCGGCUGGGAAUGGUUAUGGAAACUUCAAUUCGCAAACAGGACAAACAGUCCCAGCUGCUCCAAACAUGGCCCCUCCAAGUUCACAGUUCGGUGGCGGUCAUUUUCUGCCGCAGGGAGGUUCCAUGGGUCCCACUACACAGAACAUGGGACAGCCUACACAGUUCAACAAUGGGAACUUACUUCCACAGCCGGGGUAUGGGGGGCCACCUCAACAGAUGGCAGCUGGACCCUCUGGACAACUAAAUAAUGGAAACAUGUUCCAUAACCCGAACACUACCAGCUCAAUGCCUUCACAAGUCCCUUCUUUUACGCCCUCUGCUCAUCAGAACACGGAUGGCUUAGGUGGUUUGUUUGGACAGGGAUCGAGUGCUCCAAUGCCUCCCCAGCAAGUUAGUCAGACUUUGGCUUCUCAGCCCAGUCUCUCUUCUUCUACUGGGGCCCUUGUUCCUGUUCAGCAACCAUCCAAGGACAAAUUCGAAACCAAAUCCACAGUUUGGGCAGAUACACUCAGCAGAGGGCUAGUCAACUUGAACAUAUCAGGGUCCAAGACCAAUCCGUUGUCAAACAUUGGAAUAGAUUUCGACGCAAUUAAUCGCAAGGAGAAGAGAAUGGAGAAACAGCCAGCCACUACUGCAGUCACGUCUACUAUCACUAUGGGGAAAGCCAUGGGGUCUGGUUCUGGAGUCGGCCGAGCUGCGGCUACUGGUCUGAGGCCAGCCUCAAACCAGAUGAUGGCCCCCGGCAUGGGUAUGGGCAUGGGUGGCGCUCCGGGCAUGAGUAUGGGAGGGGGUCCAGGCAUGGGCAUGGGUAUGGCUGGUGGCCCUGGUCCGCGUAUGGGUAUGGGCGGCGGCCCUGGUCCGGGUAUGGGUAUGGUUGGCGGUCCAGGUUCGGGUAUUGUCAUGGGAGGCUACGGAGGGAUGCCUCAGCAGCCCAUGGGGAUGGGAAUGAACAUGGGGAUGAAUAUGGGAAUGGGAAUGGGAUUGGGGCAGGGUCCAGCUAUGCAGCAGCCUCAACGUGGACCACCGAUGAUGCCCGGUGGAUAUAACAAUAUGAUGGGUGCAGGUGGCUACCCUCAACAGCCCUACGGCGGAAGAGGCUACCAGUGACGAGACAUUCUAGUUGGCUCCCCUCCUUUGUCAGAUGAGAUCCCGUAGCCGUUGUUUGUACAAGACUCGAGGUAAUGAAUGCUCAUUCAUAGUCCAGAAUCUUAAACCAAUGCGGGGAUUGAUAAGUCCGAAGAAGUGCAUCCUUGUCCCCUGUAUGCAGUUCGCAUGUUUUUUGACUGACAAUUGGUGAUCUCGCUAGAGAUUCAUGCGAUGUGGUUGUUUCUUAUAUGGUUUGUGUAUUCAUUUAUUCCCCCUUCUAUUUGCUUACCAUUUUGUCAUUCAUUGUUAUUUGGGGUUGAGAAUAGAGUUGAGGAAGAAGUACUGUUGAAUUGGUUUUUUUGAAGAUGAGUCUCUGCAGCUUGUAAUAUGCUUUCCUGCUAAACGAACAAGGUCCUGAAGGUUUGGUAGCCAUAUUCACCUUUGCUUUAUUUUCCAGGUCUCCAUUUUUCAUUUCUAUGUAACUGAGGUUUCAUCUAUACUUUAUUGGCUCCUGGGUUUACCGAAUGAGAACAAUAAAUCUGUGAUAGUUUGUUGCCCUGCUUCAAUUCGUUCCACCUCUUAUUCGCUCUGCAUUCGCUGUCCGCUGUAAUGUCGAUUUUCUGCUGAUUGUAUCCCUUUGGAGAGAAUAUUCAAGGUGCAAUAUAUACCCAAUCUUGUAGCUAAAUAUAUAUUCUGGUUUCUGGAUUCGAAAAUAUU